AUGUCGGAAAGCAGAUUUCUCAGCCUACCGCCAGAAGUGCUCUUAGAGAUAUGUCGACACCUGGCAGCACCGAUGCAAAAGGCAUCCUCGAGCCACUGGUGUCGUUUCCGCGUCAACGACAGCAGCGGCACCAAGACAAGAGACCCCGACGUCCUCGCAUGUGGCGUAGCCCUUGCCCGGCUUAUACGGACGUGCAAAGCCAUGCACUCGGUGGCGGGCUGUAUGCUCUACCCGGGCUACUACAACAUCCGCCACCCCUCCGAAGCCUUCACCUUCUUUCCGAGUUUCCCGCCCCGGAUAACUUCUCGGUCCCGGAGAACAUUUGACAAUGGAGCGCUCAAUAGGGGGUCAGAGAUGGAAAUCCCCAGCAGGCCUCAGUAUCGCGAACUAGUCGGGCAUGUACAGAUUCACAACGACAGCACUCUAGACAUGGACUGUUCAGAAGAACAGAUGAGCAGCCUCGACGCAGAUUGGCUCACCAACGCCGCAGACCGUCUGGGAAUCUCCUUCCCCAACGACUGGAACAAAUGUCGUCUAGAAUGCGGACCGCAAGAUCACGUCGCCAAGUACAUUGCUCAGCUCCUCCUCCGCUACCUCCCCAAUCUGCUCAGCCUCAAAGUCACUCUCACCCGUCCAUGGAAGUUCACCCUCCUCAAGAACUGGAUACAAACCAACGAAAUCGCACACAACGCUUUCCUGUGGACGCUGAAAAACCUCACCAUCCAUCUCCGUUCCAUCGAGGCCCGGAGCUCGCCGAGCCACAGAAUCAUACUCAACAGCGCUUCCUACCUCACCACGCUCCACGUCCACGAUACGUGCUCCUUUCGAAUCCCAAAGGGUAUCCGCCUCGAGCACCUCCGUUCGCUCACCUUUGCAUCCUGCUCCAUGGACCGAAGCAGCAUGAAGAACGCCCUGCAAGCCACGCCCAAGCUCAUCAGCUUCGAGUACCACGCCAGACCGUCGACGGCGCAAAACACGCACAAGAGACCGCUUCUCACGCCGCGGAUGCUAUGCCAGCUCCUCAGCAACGACUUCGACCGCACGGAGCCGCCCUUGCGCAAUGGCCGAGGCGAGGUGGUUUCUGCUGUGCUACCAGAGUUCCAUCGUCAGCUCAGGAUGCUCGUCAUCGACUUCCCUGUUGGCGAGGACGAGAGUACUUGGUGGAAACGCGAGGAGACGAUUGCCAACAUGCGGGACUUUAGGCUGUUGAAGCACCUGAGCAUCGAUGCGGGCAGCAUCACCUGCCGAUCCCAGGGCGGAGGAAUCAUCGUCAAUGACCUGAACGAGCUGAUCCCUGAGAAGCUGGAGGGCUUGGCGAUUACGCGCGUGGGAGAGUGUUUCGACUAUCUGGUGCAGACGAGUCUGCCAGAGUUGUCUCGCGAGCUUAGGAACGGGCGGUCCAGCUCCUUGCACAGGGUUGGAAUCUUGCAUUGUGCCAUCGACGAGUUUACGCGGUACAAUGCCUUGCACAGCCUCCGAAGGCUGUUCGUGUGGAGAAUCCGCAUCGGUGUGUGUAAUUCGUGGUUUGAAGGGGAGAUCUCCAAGGUUACUGAUACUCGGAUUGUUCAACCGCCCGGACACGCAACAUCGCCCGUACUUGAAGAAUCAUUCAAGGGGUUUCGAGAUGUGAUGAAGAACUCAUCGUAA
Molecule: messenger RNA, 1647 nt
Organism: Colletotrichum phormii
Lineage: Eukaryota; Fungi; Ascomycota; Sordariomycetes; Glomerellales; Glomerellaceae
Exons: 1
Coding region: 1-1647 (548 amino acids)
Source: RefSeq, a predicted model, not a curated record